This is a messenger RNA of Poecilia latipinna (sailfin molly), 2404 nucleotides long. Its product is annotated as low-density lipoprotein receptor class A domain-containing protein 3-like. The record is from RefSeq and is a predicted model, not a curated record. The transcript has 2 exons. The annotation marks the transcript as partial. Lineage: Eukaryota; Metazoa; Chordata; Actinopteri; Cyprinodontiformes; Poeciliidae.
ACUGCUUUGUAUUCACGGCUGUCUCCUUCGCUCCCGUCUCUGUUCCCCCCGGCUCGCUUCAUCUUCACGCCUCAUCUUCCUGUUUCCUCAGCCUCUGUAUCUAAAUCCUUCCUUCCUACCCUACAGCAUUCCUGUUUAUAUCAGGAAACAUACGCUAUCAUCUGUUUUCUCUUCUCCUUUUUCUUCCACACAGAAGCUCCUGGCUUUGUGACACUGGACCACAGUCUGCGCUAUUACCCCAGCAUCACAUACGGUGUCAUCGGCAGCGCCAUCAUCUUCGUCCUGGUGGUGGCCCUGUUGGCCUUGGUGCUUCAUCACCAGAGGAAACGGAGCGUCCUGUUGCCCAGGAGCGUAAGGGGGAGCACGCAUCACCACCAGCCCCUCCUGCUGUCCCGACUGGUCAUCCUGGACCGGGGUCACGCUAAUGCCAGAGGUCUGGGUCUCAGCCCCGGCUCCAGCAGUGCUGCGGGCCAGUACACCGCAGCUCCUCAAGCUUUCCAUCUGCUGUCCGGGGCCAUGUAUCCCUCCUCAGUGUCCUUAGACUCGCCUCCCUCUUACUCUGAAUCGGUUCUGGAUGUCAGUCGGCCUCCUUGGUUUGACCUCCCCCCUCCGCCUUACGUCAAAGACAGCGAACUUUCUUCAGAGGGAAAUCUUCCUCAGUACGACGAUCUGCAGGAUGGUCUGAGCCAUCGCACGUCGCCGGGCUCUGCAUCCCCACCUCCCAGGAUGCUUCCCCCAGACUCGCAGACGGGUCCCAGUCCUACGGAGGAGUCAGACCAGCUGUAGCCCCGUCAUGUGUACUGAUUGGACUUUGGACAGUCAAACAGCUGGAUUCACUAAUCCAGCCAUAUAGAGCUGUCAAAGACUAAAGGACAGUCCUAAAUAAAGACCCUUAGGAAAAGAUUCGGGAGAGUUAAUCAACUUCAAAAGGGUCCAAAACUGGCUGCCUUCACUUUCAGCCUGCUGAAGCUCCAGCAUUUCUCCUGUAGACUGAACCUGUGUGCUGGUUCCCUCUGCUGGCCUGAUAGGUUAAUUACAUUUCAAAGUGUUCAGUUGGUUUUAAUUCAGUUCCUUGAAGACAUUUUAUCUAUUAUACUUUACCAGUGAAUAUACUGAAGACUACAAAGAAGAAAUCAACUGCUCGUCUUUGUUGUGGUACACUUCUGAUUAGCGUAGGAUGAGUUUUGCUAUAUUUUAAAAUACUCCACAAUGUGCCUAUUUGCAUUUAAAAAUAUAAUUAAAUCAGAUUUAGCUUAAAUUCCCAGUUCAUCAAAUGAACCAUCAUAUGAGACAUACAGACACAAACUAAUACCUUGCUGCUUGUUUGAAACAAUUUCAAACAGAUCAGCUUAGGCUUUUUUUUUUUUUUCUUUUAACUCAUUAAAUAUUUUCCUUUGUGUCUCAUCUUGCCAUUUAGUUAAAUACCAAUAACAAUAUGUAAUAGGACCACCUAUGUUUUAGGAGACGAUGUUUGUACUUGAUGUUCUAAAAUCAUUCCUCUAAGCAGAAGAACCGAGACGUUUUGAUCCUGUAAGACCAACAGGGUUCAAUCUGCUUUAUAUUCCAUAAGAAUGCAAAGGGGAAAAUGUGGUUUGACAAAAUAUGUUAUUGCUUAUUUGAUUUUCUAAAAGAAUUUUACUUUUAAAAUUUCUACUUUUAAAAUAGAAAAAAGUUCUUUAUUUUUUUUUUUUUUUCAAUGAUUUAGAAACAAAUUAAAUUGUCAAAUCCCAGCUUGAGUUGAACAUUUUAGCCAUCGGUACAAUAUAUAUAUAUAUAUAUAUAUAUAUAUUUUUUUUUUUUUUUUCCUUCCAUUUCAAGGAUGGGACAAGUAAUAACACAAACAGCCAUUAGAUUCUAUACUACCUUUUUUAUUUUCUUUCAAAUUUGGAACAACAGCUGGGUGUGAAGUAGAAAAGGCAUUAGUCUGAAAUGCACAUGUAAAGAAAUUGUGCACAAGACAAAACAAAUCAAUCUAUUUAAAACAGAACACUACUUAGAAUGUGAAGUAAAAUAUGAUUGUGUUGUAAGAUCUUCUAGGUCUCAUUUGUACCUUCCUUUCCUUUUAUAAUGCAAUUAAUUCUGGUACAAAAGCAAAUGAAACCAAAUAUAUGAAUACUAAAAGUUUACCAAUAAAAGAAACAACUAUGUGUUUCUAAUUUUAUCACCAAAACGACUGCAAAUGUUUGAUUGGGUGAAACUGGACAUGAGUCUCAGGUCGAAUUCCCACCAGUGCUGAUCUCGGUUUUAAUUUGAGGGUUUGUUGUGAUCAAGUCCUUCUUCAUUUCUGAUUUUUAGUCCUAACUUUAUCUAUCCACACAAAUCCCACAUCUGUGAAGUUUUCUUUCAUGAUUUCUUUGUUCUAUGUAGUGUGUACAUUUGAAGUAAAACAAAUUUCCGAUUCAUA